AACCCAUCGGGAUAACAUUGGACUUCCGGAGCCACGACGACAGAGAAGAGUGACAGUUGAUUUGACCAAAAGGAAGCUCACGAGCCGUGACGUCUAUGUCUGCGCACCGGGCGGGAUAUCCGCAGUAGUAAGCUAACUAAUAACAUGGCGAAGACUUACGACUACUUGUUUAAACUACUUUUAAUCGGCGAUUCAGGCGUCGGAAAGACAUGCGUGUUAUUCAGAUUUUCAGAGGACGCCUUCAACUCAACGUUUAUCUCCACUAUAGGUAUUGACUUCAAGAUAAGAACAAUAGAAUUAGAUGGAAAGAAGAUCAAACUACAGAUAUGGGAUACAGCAGGGCAGGAGCGAUUCAGGACCAUCACAACAGCCUACUACAGAGGAGCCAUGGGCAUCAUGUUAGUGUAUGACAUUACCAAUGAGAAGUCUUUUGACAACAUCAAGAACUGGAUACGGAAUAUAGAAGAGCACGCUUCAGCAGAUGUGGAACGGAUGGUCCUGGGUAAUAAAUGUGAUGUCAAUGACAAGCGACAGGUGUCCAAAGACAGAGGAGAGAAGCUGGCACUGGAGUACGGUAUCAAAUUCAUGGAAACCAGUGCAAAGGCGAACAUCAAUGUGGAGAAUGCCUUCUUAACCCUUGCCAGAGACAUCAAAGCAAAAAUGGACAAGAAGCUGGAGGGCAACAACCCACAGGGCAGCAGUCAAGGAGUAAAGAUUACAGAGCAGCCCAAGAAGAGCAGUUUCUUCCGCUGCACGCUCCUGUGAGGAGGCGGGAGCAUUGGCAUCCACCAUCGCCUUAACUGUGUCCCCCACUGGACAGAACUGGACAGAGCACACUCUGAUUUCACUUUUAUCUUCCUUUGCUUGUCUUCCUCCUCCUCCUCGUCCUCCUCCUCUCUGAUUGUCGUGCUUAUCUAAUAGGAAAAACAAAACAGUUUAUCGCUCCCUUGGUUUACCAGUUUUCCCUUGACACCUCUGGAUCUAACCACUCUGGCCUCUGUUACAUGCUAAAUCUGAUCGCUUUUUUUUUGCUCGUUAAAUUGACAGUUUCAACUUGAUUCCUUAGAUUUUAUAGACAUUUAAAGGACUGCCUCUAGAAACGAUCAAAGCUUUACUGUUCACAAUAAUUUCUGAUGCCUAGCUGCUUUCUUUGAGUGUUGCUUGGUGAAGCCUUAUUUAUACGAUCGUCAUCACAAAAAGUAGCCAAAUUAUAUUCCCAGAAUAGGUUUGCCAGGGUGAUGAGAGUACAGUUUUGGCACGAUUAUAUGACAUUUGUGUACUGUCUGGAUGGCCUCAACUUUUAUACAUCCACGUAAGGUAAAUACAACAUGUAAAUAUACAUCAUUUAUUAUGAUAUCACAUAGAAACAGUACUGCCAGUGCAUUUUUACUCAUCAUAUCAACAUUUGGGUUUACAGUUCUUCUGUCCUCUUCUUCUUCAAGUGUCUCUGUUGAUUUGUUAGGCUGAAACAUUCCAUUCCUAUUGUGAACACUUUAAUGUGCAAUGUAACGUCUAUGUGGGACCCAGGUUUUGUCUUAAGUAUUCACAUGAUUGCAGUAAGACUGGGUUCAUGACAAAGUAUGCAUGUUUUAAGGGCAAACAGAUUCCUUUUGUAGUUGCUUACCUCAUCAAUUUAGGUAUCGUUAUUGUUGUGAGGUUGAUGGUUUUUUGAUGCACUUCACCUGGUGAACUAGCAAUACCUAAGUCCAACACCUGGAGGCGAUACAGUUACACAGCAGUGGCAGAGAAGGCAUCACAGUGAUGAUGAAAUAAUCGUUUUAUGCAUUCAUACUUCUUCCAGUUGUCAGUUCCAAUGGGGGAACAUGCACACGACUGUUUCCGGGGGCCUUGGAUAGGGGCUGUGCUGUAGCAGUAUUUAUGGAGUGAAACAAACACAUAGCACCAAAAUGACAAAGUGCCCUUUAAUGUUCUUAUUGAUAAUGCACUUUUCCUUUGUUCUUUCUGUAAAAAAGAAAAAAAAAUAGAAAAAAGUUCUUAACUUUUGUUGCCUGUUGCAAGUCUUAACUGAAAGCAAAGAAUAUUCAUGUACAAGUUUUCCAUGUACCCUGUCUGGGCUUUCUAAAAACAUCGGAGCACUGAAACUUAGUCUUUUUUAUUAGUAUAAUAAAAUAUACAGAAGGCCUAUGAUUUAGAGAUGUUUUUCAUCCCCCUUCCCAACAUUCCAGCAUUCCCAUUAAUUGAUUCAUCCUUUUUUUUUAUUCGCACUUUUUGUGCACUAGCAUCCCCAUCGAUGCUUUUGGGCACCUCAAGUGCAAUGAACCCCCCCACCCACCCCACACACCCCCCACACACCCCCCACACACACCCCACACACCCCACACACAUACUCGCCUAGUGUACCCCUCUGUUCAGAGGUCUCUGCAUACAUCCCCAUGUCUUGUUUGAGCCCAGUAUCAUUUGAACUAUGCAUUCUGGGUGCGUAGAAAACCUCAAUAAACUUUGCACAUUUCACCUCAUGAGCUUUAUUUGAGAUUAGAAAUGUGCAAAGCAUCCUUGCCGUUUUAUUUUCUGCUGUCACUCCAAAUUCUGUCAUAUUUGCUCUGUUGAGCUCUUCAGACGCAAGAAUAGGAAGUUAAGCGAAAGCUGAUUAAGGCAUCUCUGAUGUUUUCCAGUGAGAGCAAAUCAUAUCUAGUCAAGUUGAAGCAUUGUUGAAAUAAAUAAGUAACUGCUUAGAUGAUUAAAAUCACUGUUGUUAAUGUGGUUUGAUUUUGUGGCUCUCACAGAUUAAACCAGUUCAUGCCUUGAUAAGAAAUACAGGUUUUUAGACUGUGGCGUUUUGCUCAAAUUUGGUCUGUGAAAUAAGCUCAUUUCCUGUUUUGAUUGGAGUCAUUUGUAAUUCUUGCCAACUGUAAAUUUGUCAGAUCUGUGUUGACAAAUCGUCAGCAUUCUCUUACCUAAAUUUGAAUUUUGUCACUUUGAUUUCAUGGGGAAUAAAUUAAAUAAUGAAGCAAUUGUAAAUAAGAUCUUCAGUGAUUGUACUUCAUAAAGCUUAUUGGUCUACGUCUUUUGUAGAUAUGUGUACUUUUGAUGAUUUAUUAAAAAUGAGAUUCUUAAAAAA
This is a messenger RNA of Scatophagus argus, 3079 nucleotides long. RefSeq names its product ras-related protein Rab-8A. Bases 145 to 765 code for a protein of 206 amino acids. Gene Ontology annotation, molecular function: GTPase activity; GTP binding. NCBI's taxonomy places the organism in Eukaryota, Metazoa, Chordata, Actinopteri, Scatophagidae. Gene Ontology annotation, cellular component: dendritic spine; plasma membrane; endosome. Gene Ontology annotation, biological process: neurotransmitter receptor transport to postsynaptic membrane; protein secretion; cellular response to insulin stimulus. The record is from RefSeq and is a predicted model, not a curated record. The transcript is spliced from 8 exons.